Molecule: messenger RNA, 3214 nt
Organism: Olea europaea var. sylvestris
Lineage: Eukaryota; Viridiplantae; Streptophyta; Magnoliopsida; Lamiales; Oleaceae
Product: zinc finger CCCH domain-containing protein 44-like
Exons: 4
Coding region: 314-2530 (738 amino acids)
Source: RefSeq, a predicted model, not a curated record
GCCAUCAAGACUUUAUUUGGCGAUUCUUGAUUUGGUGGUAUGGAGUGAUCACAACCAGACAAAAACUCCAUUGCUGUCUUUUCUUUAAUUCCCCCCAAGGAUCCCAACGUGUUUCAGAUCCUUCUUCCGUUUACAUUUCAAUUCAUUCUUCCUACUACAAUAGCACACGUGAAUAGCGUUUGGCUUAGCUUUAAAUAUAUUAUACACCCACACGGAAUUUCAUAGUCGUUGCACUGCUAAUGAUUGAUACCUUCCACCUCCGUUCAGAUUGUUCAGAUCAUAAUUUUAGGGUUUCAAUAAGCUUUGAUUUUAUAUGGAGGGGGAACAUUCUGGUCUGUACAGGCCGAAUGUACCAGCUCAGAAUCAAGACUUUUAUCAGGACAGUGAGAAAUUGGUCGGAGUUUCAGUGGCUGUCACCGAGGGAUCCGUGCCCCAGGUGAUCAGUCUUGGACAGAAACGGAAAAGGGGACGGCUGACCAAGGGGCGGAAGAAAGAGGAGGAAGAGGAAGAUGUUUGCUUCAUUUGCUUUGAUGGGGGUUGCCUCGUGCUCUGUGAUCGCAAGGGCUGUCCAAAAGCAUAUCAUCCUGCCUGUAUUAAGCGAGAUGAGUCAUUUUUUAGAUCAAAAGCUAAAUGGAAUUGCGGUUGGCACAUAUGUAGUGUAUGUCAGAAGGCUUCCCAUUACAUGUGCUAUACUUGUACCUAUUCUUUGUGUAUGGGAUGCACUAAAGAUGCAGAUUACGUGUGUAUUAGAGGAAACAAAGGCUUCUGCACAAUAUGCAUGAAGACUAUUAUGCUGAUUGAAAAUAAAGACAAAAUGAACUCAGAAUCGGUUCAAGUAGAUUUUGACGACAGCAGUAGCUGGGAGUAUCUCUUCAAGGCGUAUUGGAUUUACUUGAAAGAGAAGCUAUCAUUAACGCUGAGUGAGCUCACUCAAGCUAAAAAUCCCUGCAAAGAAGUGGGUACAGUGGCUUGUACGCAUCUGGUAACUGAUGUGCAUCAUAAUACUCGUGAUGGAAAAGUUUCUGUUUCAUACAGGUCUUCUGAACAUUUGGAGUCAAGUAAUCCCAAGGGACAACUAACCUUACAGAAGGAGGAUUCAUUAAGCACAGAAAGUCUGGGCAUUUCAAAAGAGGCGGAACCUAGCCAUAACAAAGGGAAUAAUAAAUCAAGCACUGAUGAAGGAAUGGACAAACCAAGUGUUGAUGAAGGCACUGAAUGGGCAUCUAAAGACCUUUUAGAGUUUGUAGCACACAUGAGGAAUGGUGAUACAUCAGUUCUCUCACAGUUCGAUGUCCAGUCUCUUUUGCUGGACUACAUAAAAAGGAACAACCUCCAGGAUGCUUGUCAGAAGAGUCAAAUUAAUUGUGAUUUAAGGCUCAAAAAUCUGUUUGGGAAGCCUUGCAUUGGUCAUACUGAUGCUUUGAACAGACAGUUCCAUGGUAUGUCUAAGUUUCCAUUUUAUGCAUCUUCAAAGGCACUAGAACUUGGAGCUGUCCCUGAUAAUAGAUUGCCUGAGGGAUAUGGAGAUAAGUAUUCAAUUGCACGAACACAAUAUGAGAUGAUUAGUGGAUGCGAUCAUGAAGAUCAAUCUAAUAAUCAAAGCCAAGCAAGUCAAUCUUCUGAGGAAAUUUUGAGAUCUUUAGCUGCUGCUAAUGGCAAGGGUUCUAGAUCUGAUCUGACUCCUCUGCCUAGGCUUGAUUCGCCUAAAGUGGAUGGUGACAUACGUCUAUCAGAUCUGCCUAGUCCUACACCAAAGGCCAGCAGCCAGGAUUGUGAAGUUUGGAAUGCUGAAAACCAGCAGUCUGCGUCUUCAGAUAUUCCUGUGCAGAAUUCAGAUAUCUUGGAUCUGCCAUGUCCUACACGAAGGCCAAGUGAUGAAUAUCAGGCCACUGACCCCAAGCGAUCUUUGUUAGUGAUGAAUGGGGCACACCUUCCUGAGAUAGCUAAUAAAUGGAGUGGAUAUUCCCCUACACAUGCAAAACCUUCCAUAGAGGAAUGGGAUAAUGAUCUCGUCGCUGCAUCUUCACUGAAGCCACUUGAAGCUAUGAGUGUUCAUGCUGCUAUUUGGUUUUCAAAUAGCAACCAACAUACUCAUUCUUCUCAAUCCCACCUUACAUCAGAUUUUCGUAAUUGGCAAGGAAUUGUUGAUGAACCAAUUGAAUUGGAUGCUUUGAGCGUGGAAUCAGUAUCAGAUUUGUUGGCUGAGGUAGAUGCAAUGGAGUCUCAAAGUGGUUUGGCCUCACCUACUUCAGGAACGAAGUUUUGCAAGGAACUAAUGCAAGAUUUUGGUAAGGAAGUGACUGAAGAUAGUAAAGAUUACUGUUUUGGAUCAAUUGGUGACUUUUGCCAAACACCAGAUCCUGGAGAAAGCAAUUCUUUAAGUUCCACGAGGGAUAGACAAUUAACCUGUCAGCCUACUGUGGCAUGCGAACCUGUUGGGGGCCUCGUGACAUCUGAGGUUCAUACUCCUGGUCGGAGCUCGAGUGGACAUUCAUCAUGGGAAACAGAGUCCACAGAUACUCUAGUUUAACUGGGGAAGCUGGAUAAGAGUUAAGUCCUCCUGCACCAAGCAACAAGGUAAAAGACAUAGUGGACACAACUAUGGCUCAAGUACAGGAGCAGCAACCGUAAAUUCUGGUUGGGCAACUGUGCAGCGUAACAUUAAUCUGGUGACCGUUCAGGGUAAUAUGAAUCUGGUUUUGGGAGUAUUUGCAGAGGAUUGCAAAACAAACAUGAAUAGCUAUGCUCUGAAUGUGAGUCUACCAGCAGUAUGGUGGUGUUGGAGGAGGACAUUUGAGGUCUCUUCCCAAAGGGCAGUAACUCUAAAUUCUACUAGUGGAAGAUGCAAAGGGAGACUACCUAUACCCAAUAUGGGGUAGUUCCACGAGCAUAUAAUUGUUCUGUACUGUCCAAUUAAUUUUUGAGAGAGUCUCUCCAGUAUAGUUUUCAUCUAUAUAGAACAUAAUUCAAAAUUCUGGCCAGUUAAUUUACUCGGUGCUGUCCAUUUUGGGGUGAUUGUGAAUUGAGCAAUGCUACGGAGACGGUGAAAAACAGGGUAAAAAAAAGGCUACACACGUGUCGAUGCAUGAUUGGAGAGUUUGAAAAAUUAAAAGAAAAACAGCCAACAAGCUGCUCACACUUCAGUCUAUUUUUUCCCUUGUUUUUCUUCCUGUUUGUUUAUCAUUCUUCUUGUGAAUUUACAUGGUAUUUUGAU